This is a messenger RNA of Pollicipes pollicipes, 489 nucleotides long. Its product is annotated as ribosomal protein L36. Gene Ontology annotation, cellular component: ribosome. Bases 86 to 466 code for a protein of 126 amino acids. The transcript has 3 exons. The record is from RefSeq and is a predicted model, not a curated record. NCBI's taxonomy places the organism in Eukaryota, Metazoa, Arthropoda, Thecostraca, Pollicipedomorpha, Pollicipedidae. Gene Ontology annotation, molecular function: structural constituent of ribosome. Gene Ontology annotation, biological process: translation.
GGUUUUUAAUAUUUCUGCACACGGCAACGCCCUUUACAGUGUGUGGCUUCCUGUGUUUGCAGCGAAGCUAUAUAUCAGGAACACAAUGGCCAAGAAACCAGGGAAGUCGGACAAGGGCGGGAGUCGUAAGAAGCCCAAGGCUCAGGUGGCGCCUUACAGCAUUGCCAUUGGUCUCAAGAAGGGAUUCCCAGUCACCAAGAAGACACUCAAGCCCAGGCCUGCCUCGUCAAAGGGUAAAAUCACCAAGCACAACAAGUUCAUCCGGGAUCUCGUGCGCGAGGUGGUCGGCUUCUCGCCGUACGAGAAGCGCGCCAUGGAGCUGCUGAGGAUCUCGCGCGACAAGCGGGCACUCAAGUUCCUCAAGAAGAAGCUGGGCGGCCACAUCCGCGGCAAGAGGAAGCGUGAGGAGCUGGGCCAGGUGCUGGUGCAGCAGAGGAAGGCGGCUGCUGCUCACGGCGAUCACUGAGGGCAAUACACACGGCGACGACA